Molecule: messenger RNA, 2677 nt
Organism: Bactrocera oleae (olive fruit fly)
Lineage: Eukaryota; Metazoa; Arthropoda; Insecta; Diptera; Tephritidae
Gene: Nepl18
Product: Neprilysin-like 18
Biological process (GO): protein processing
Cellular component (GO): plasma membrane
Molecular function (GO): metalloendopeptidase activity
Source: RefSeq, a predicted model, not a curated record
AGCAAGCGAUAACGGUGAUGACCUGCCCUCAAGCUAUCGCGCAAAAUGAGAUAAGGCGUUAAACAGAUGAGGUCGCUCUCUGUUCGGUGGUUUGAAGUGGCGGCCUCAGUCUUGAUUAUACCUAACGGUUGAUAGUUGAAACUAGCCAUUGAGCUACGAACCGGUCGAAUAUGUUUCGAAGCAGUAGGAAUGCAUACUGGUUAUUAAUUUUGUCAAUAUUGCUAUUUUUACAUCUAAAUGGUGUUGAUAACGCACCAGUGAGUAAUGCUACUAAAGAACCAAUGGAAGGUUUGGACACCGAGUGGGCAAAACAAAUAUCACAACAAGCUAAAGCUGCAGAAAUACAUGUAAUGCUCAAUACGAAAGUAGAUCCAUGUAUAGACUUUUAUCAAUAUGCUUGCGGCAACUGGCAUCGCCAUCACCCAGCACAGCUCUUCAAUCAUCUAAUGACCGAUCGAUUUCAAUUGAUCGCAAAUGCUUUCGACCGUCGCCUUCAGUUGGUUCUCACUGAGCCUCGAGGAGAUGAUGUGAUUGAAACCAAAUUGAAAAAUUUUUAUCACGCAUGCAAAUUAGUGGAAAAGGAUGAAGUCCGAUAUAAAAUGGCUUUGCAACGUACCUACCAGGAGUUUGGCAAAUUACCGAUGUUGGAUGGUGAGGACUGGAAGAGCGAGGAGUUUAGAUGGUGGGAGUUAGUGGCGAAAAUACAACACAAGUAUGGCAAACAAAUUAUACUCGCAGUAGAUAUCAUGGCCGACAUAGUUAACAAUACGGGAAAUAAAGUUUACAUUGGACCGCCCGAUUUUUCGAUUAACAGUGGUACAAAAAUACUUAGCAUGUUGCAGGAAAUAACAACUGUGCAGCACAUGAAACGGUUUUUUGGUAUAGAAGAAACAAAGGGGAGGAAAAUCACUAAGGAACUCAUUAAUUUUGAACGUGCUUUGGUUCGAGGAGGAUCUGAUUCUCGGCAAGGUUUCACACUGCGUGAUUUACUCUCACUUAAGUCAGUUAGUGAAUUGCGUGAAAUUUAUAAUGAAAGUCUAGAUUUGGCAAAGUUUUUAGAAUUAGCUUUGGGUGCUGAACAAGUGCCAGACUACAUUUACAUUUAUGAUGAAAAAUAUUUAAAUAGUGUUGUGAAAAUAAUAGCAGAGACUCCACCGCACGUGGUUGCAAACUAUAUAUUAUGGCAAAUGUUUCAACCUUAUAUAGUUGAUGUGAAGAAGGGCAAUAUGGCCAAGUGGUGCGUUGAACGUACUAAGAAAUAUUUUGGUAAAUUUGUCGACUAUAUGGUUUACCAACGUUAUAAAGAUCCAGCUGUGGAAAAGGAGGUUUACGAUAUGUGGAAUGAAAUGCGCGAGGUCUUUCGCUCAGAACUACGAGGCAAUAAACUCGAUUGGAUUAUAAAUUCAACACGCGAAUAUGCGCUUCAAAAAUUAGAUGCUAUGAAUUUGUACAUCAAUUCUUAUGAGUCGGUGAAUUUCACCUCAGAAUAUAAGGAUAUACAACUUACACGUAAUAACUACGUCGAAAAUGUGCAACAAAUUUUAAAAAUAGAAAGCCGUAGGAAGUUGCAACGUCAAAACGGUCCUGUAGUUCCACUGGAGGCGCCAGAAGUGUUCACUUUUACUCCAGUCUACAAUGUACUGGAUAAUAAUAUUAAAAUACCUGUCGCACUUUUACAACCACGUUACUUUUGGGGUACAGACUAUCCGCAAGCCCUCAAGUAUGCCACACUCGGUUAUUUGAUUGCACACGAAAUGGUUCACGGAUUCGAUGAUGAUGGCCGUAACUAUGACAAGUUGGGCAACUUACGCAAUUGGUGGGACGAAAAAUCCACAUAUCAAUUUGAAGAACGACGCAAAUGCUUCCAGGCGCAAUACCAUAAAUACCGCUAUGACGGACAUCAAUUGCGGAACGAUGUAUCGCAAGCCGAGAAUAUCGCCGAUAAUGCAGGUGUAAAACUGGCCUAUGAAGCAUACCAGAGAUGGCUGAAUGCACAACGAUUCGCAAAUGUAACGGGUAUCGAGAAGAGGGAAACAUUUUCGCAAUUACAUUUUAAUAAUGAACAGUUAUUUUUCAUCGCUUUCGCCCAGCUGUGGUGCGACGAUGUCCAGUCGUUUUUCCGCAUCGCUCUGGCCAUUUCUGAUUCUCAUGCACCUGGCAUGUAUCGCGUAAUAGGAUCCCUAUCGAAUUUCCAAGAAUUCUCAUGGGUUUUUAAAUGUGGCCAAGACGCACCAAUGGACCCGGAAUUCAAAUGCUCACUUUACUAAAAGAAAAUUAAUGAAAAAAAUAUAGUGUUUAGAUUGUACAUGUCUCUGUAUGUAAACUAUUUAUCGCUUUUAUGGUAUAUACACACAUACAUAGCUAAGAAGACGAUGCAAUGCAUCCAUACAUACACACUUACGUACCCAUGUAGAUAAGCACGGCAUUUUAAUGAGAAAACAGUGAAAUAAAUAUACAUACUCAUUACAUAUUUAUACUUAAAAAAAUGGACGUAUUAACUGUUAAAAGAAAUUUUAGACAUAUGUUUAUAAUAUUGCUGCAGGGAGUUAUGUUAUAAAUAAACUUUAAUUGAUAUAUCCAUAUCUCACAAAACUCAAAUCAAUGGCACGGACAAAACUUGGUUUAAUUUAAUUAUGUUAUCUAAACAUAUUCUGAAUAUAUCCUAAAUCUAACUUUC